AUGGAGUACUCAAACAAGUACAACAGUUUCAUAAGCUUCCUAGUUGCUAUAUCUUUGCUGCUGUGUGCCCUUACAGGAAGUUCCAUGGCUCGACCACUGCCUCAGGGGAAGUUUUCAAGAUUCCAAACCCACAGCACUUCUAAGGCAACCAUUAGAACCGUUUGGUCAAAGCUUCCAAAAGCUACACCAUUGUCACCAUCUGCACCCUCUCCUAUCAUCAAUUGA
This is a messenger RNA of Dovyalis caffra, 225 nucleotides long. Lineage: Eukaryota; Viridiplantae; Streptophyta; Magnoliopsida; Malpighiales; Salicaceae. The record is from the annotation of a GenBank genome assembly.